GUGCCAUAACGUGACGUCAAACUUCAUUCACAUGGCUUGGCGAACUUCAUCAUUGCACAAUUCCAUGUAAAAGUUCUUUAUUUAAGCCAGUGACAUUAUUUACAAAUUUCUCAUGUGAGUAUUUUGAAAACAGAGGUCGUAAAGUAGGAAUUAAGGAGCCAUCUUGGCUUAAAACGCCUUUUCUGGGGCGAAAUUAGACUGUAAACCCUUCACCAUACGGGAAGGGGACGACACGCGUGACGAAGGUAUUUCCGUCGUGUCUACCUGUUGGAUUCAGCAAUAAAACAUGGCCACAAAUGGUGUAGAUGGAGGCGAAUCAAGCGCCGAUAGAAAUGUAGAAAUCUGGAAAAUAAAGAAGCUGAUCAAGAGUCUUGAAGCGGCGAGAGGAAAUGGAACAAGCAUGAUUUCAUUAAUCAUCCCACCGAAAGAUCAGAUAUCUCGAGUCAACAAGAUGUUGGCUGAUGAAUUUGGGACAGCAUCCAACAUUAAGAGUCGAGUUAACAGGCUGUCUGUGUUAGGGGCAAUUACAUCUGUACAGCAGAGACUCAAACUAUACAACAAAGUUCCUCCCAAUGGUCUUGUAAUAUACUGUGGCACAAUCAUUACGGAGGAGGGGAAAGAAAAGAAAGUCAACAUUGACUUUGAGCCGUUCCGGCCGAUCAACACAUCCUUGUAUUUAUGUGACAAUAAAUUCCACACAGAGGCCUUGACAGCACUAUUAGCUGAUGACAACAAAUUCGGGUUUAUAGUGAUGGAUGGUAAUGGGGCAUUGUUCGGCACACUAUCAGGAAACACAAGGGAAGUCCUUCACAAGUUCACAGUCGAUCUACCAAAGAAGCAUGGUAGAGGAGGUCAGUCAGCGUUGCGUUUUGCCCGUCUCAGAAUGGAAAAACGACACAACUACGUCAGAAAAGUUGCCGAAGUCGCAGUACAACUCUUCAUCUCAAAUGACAAGCCAAACAUUGCAGGUUUGGUCCUUGCCGGUUCAGCUGACUUCAAAACAGAACUUAGCCAGUCCGAUAUGUUUGACCCUAGGUUACAAGCAAAAAUUAUCAAAAUAGUUGAUGUCUCCUAUGGAGGUGAAAAUGGCUUCAACCAAGCAAUAGAACUGGCAUCGGAUGCCUUAGCCAACGUCAAGUUUAUACAGGAAAAGAAACUCAUAGGCCGGUAUUUCGAUGAGAUUUCCCAGGACACAGGCAAGUUCUGUUUUGGUGUUGAGGACACACUGAGGGCGAUGGAGAUGGGAGCAGUGGACAUCCUCAUUGUGUGGGAGAACCUUGACAUCCAGAGGUUCACGCUCAAAAACCAUCAAACUGAUGAGGAGAAAAUUAUUUUCUUGAAGCCAGAACAGGAGAAGGACAAAACAUACUUCACAGAUAAGGAUACGGGAGUGGAGCUCGAGCUAGUGGACCAGAUGCCCUUACUAGAGUGGUUUGCCAACAACUACAAAAACUAUGGUGCCACCCUUGAAAUCAUUACAGACAAGUCCCAAGAAGGAGCCCAGUUUGUGAAAGGAUUUGGAGGCAUUGGAGGAAUUCUUCGAUAUCAAGUGGAUUUCCAGAGUUUGUCUGCCCAGUUUGAGGACUACGAUGACUAUGACCUUGAUGACUAUUAAAGAACUUGUCCCGAAACUGACUGGUGAAGGAAGUUGGCCGCGGGUUCUCAAGAACAGUUGUCUGGAACGUUGUUGAAGAGAAACAUCUUCUUUAGAAUUGUAUCUCAGGAUCUGCCACGACAUUCUAGUGUUACAAACAAGCCAUGGCACACCUAUACCCUUAAUGGGAUGUGCAGGAAACAAUUAAUGGCCAAGCCCAUUUAUUAUCAGAAGGGAGAUCAGGUCACUUUUGACCCUUUUCUUCUGAUCUGUUUAAUGUUCAUAUGUUAAACAUUUGAACGGGAACUGAGAAAUUCUGUGAUGACUUUGUGAAUUCAGUUCCACAUUUGCUAAAGUAAUUAAUUUAAUAUGAAGACUUGUUUGCAUGUGAGAAACCUAGCUAUGUCAAUGUAGGAUAUGAAUUUGUAAACGACCAUGAAGCUUAAGGCUAUAAUGAAUAAAUUACUAGACAUAUUAAUCUUUGACAAGCAAUUUGUGUGUGUAAAUUGAUGUCAGAUUCAAUGUAUUGAAGAAUCUGCUUCGUUACGAUCGAUAACUUAUAAACAUGAAAUAAAAAAUGACCUCAUUUUGAAGAUUUGUCAUUGAAUUUGUUCUCUAAAUUCAGUAUGUCAUUAAAAGAACCUGAUUCAACUUAAGCCAAAAGACAUGUAGUUAUGUGACCCUACUGUUGUAUGUUGCUAUGGUGCAGUGCCUGCAUCAAAACAAAACUGUCGCCUUCAAACUGGGUUCACAAUCCAAACUGUAGAUUAUGUACAUUUUGGUUGUAGCUUGCUGGCCAUCGGCUCUUUGUCAAUCUGUACGCCAAAUAAUUUGGAAGGACAUAAUAAAAUGGCAGGCUUUUUCAUUUGCAUUCCUUAUCGGACUGGAAACUAUUUAGCUAUGUGGGGAAACACAGAAGAAACUAACGUUUUAUUCAAUUUCAAAUUUUCUGGUUAUGAAUCAUUUAUUAACAGUGAACAUUCUUCUGCAAUAUUAAUGACAUUCUCUUACUUUUUCUGGAUCGGUUUGAGAAAUUAUUGGUUGAGGCUGCUGGACUGAAACAUUCUGAUGGAUAUAUCGGCCCUUUGGAGAUGGUUCCAAAUAUAUUAAUCUUUUGGUCAAAGUGGCUGUUUUUAGAAGACAGAAUAUGCUUUGAGAUUAAGCACAAAACAAUAUGCAGAUAUAAAUUAUUAUAUAUUGAUUUUGCAUGAGUUAUGCACAGUCUAGUAAUUUAUUCAUGGUCUUGUUGGUAGCUGUUUGUAUUGAGAUUCUUGCUUUUGACAAAAACUUUGUACAUCCUUAUUUCUUUUGUCAAAAGUUGUGGAAAUUCUUGCGUGUUAUGGGAACGGGAUAAGUCAUGUUGAAAUGCACUGAAAAUGAAUACAUGAAAAUUAAUCAACACAUUUCAUCACAACUCUAAUCAUCAAAAAGCAUGGGUUCAAUUUUGGGUUGAUGUCUUAUAUCCAGUGUUAUAGGUUGUCCUGAAGUAUUUUAAAUCAAGUCAAUUUUACACACAUUGCCUAUACCAUGGCAUCCAUGGCCAAUUUAGAUUCACAUUUCAUUCUGAGUGGUAAGUUGGAGUCACUGGUUAUACUAGUGAAAGGGGAGGUAAUUGGAAAGGGGGAGGUAAUCAGAAUAUGGCCACAUACCCAGUAGGUUGAUUUCAUACAGUUUUCACUUGAAUGAAAUCAAAUUCUGAUUGAUUUUCAGCUACUGUUCAGCUGCUUUUCAUUUGUUGGUUUUAGUUCAUGGGAAAUGGUCAUUUUUGCCAGACUUCUUUAAAGUUGGGGUAAAGAAUUCUUGAUAUUGUUUAAUAAGCGCCUUUGGUACUAUGUUAGUGUUUUGUUUCUUUUGAUAGUAUGUCGUGUAAUUUUCACAGACGUAGUUUUCCAGCCAUUUUUAUGAAAUACCUCAUCUUCAAUGCUUUAAUAACGAUCAUUUCUAUUAGACAAACUAUAACUCAGGAGAUUUGUUAAUUUGUAGAAAUUCCUUGAGAAACACAGAAAUGCAACCAUUUAUCCUUUGUUACUUUUUUUUCUGACGAGGAAAAGUUUAUUUGGUCAAGUUACUAAAUCCCAGAAUACACGUGAUGCAAAUCUCAUGUUGAGAAUUGUUUCAUUUCUGAAUUUGAAGAAUAAAUCUGAAUAAUUCAUUACCCCUUGUGUAUUUAUUAUUUCCCAAUGUUUAGAUGAAUAGUGCGGAUAAAUAUUUUAUGAUGGGAAGAAAUCGAAGCUCUAGUAUAUCCAGUCCCAUCAUUGUGUUUUUUUCUAUUGUACUUUCUUAGGUUUGACAUGACUCUCGGAAACUUGUUGUGAAAGUCGAUUCCUGACGAUCAUUCCACUGGCGACACAUGAAUGCUGGCAGGCUUUCAUUUGGGACACGAACUUGUAUAGACUUGAAAAUAAACGGCAAUAAAUCUUA
Messenger RNA from Haliotis rufescens (red abalone), 4015 nucleotides. RefSeq names its product eukaryotic peptide chain release factor subunit 1. The coding region runs from base 287 to 1615 and encodes 442 amino acids. The transcript is spliced from 11 exons. Gene Ontology annotation, cellular component: translation release factor complex; cytosol. Gene Ontology annotation, molecular function: translation release factor activity, codon specific; sequence-specific mRNA binding. Gene Ontology annotation, biological process: cytoplasmic translational termination. The record is from RefSeq and is a predicted model, not a curated record. NCBI's taxonomy places the organism in Eukaryota, Metazoa, Mollusca, Gastropoda, Lepetellida, Haliotidae.